AUGACAGUAGCCACUCAACCUAAUCGCUCCAUCGUCGUCAUCGGCGGCGGCAUCAUCGGAUCUAGCAUAGCCUACUACCUUUCCCGGUCCGCAACUCGAGCAGCUGCGAAGAUCACCCUUGUCGAAGCUUCCGCCGCACCAGCUCCUGCAGCCUCAGGAAAAGCAGGCGGUUUCCUCGCACUCGACUGGCACGGUGCUGCUACAGCAAGUUUAGCUGAACUUAGCUUCAAGCUGCAUCGCCAACUCGCAGAUCAGGAUGGCGGACAUGAAAAGUGGGGCUUCCGACAAGUAGAGACAUGGCAAGUCAACGUCGACUCUAACCUCAAGGAUGAGCCUAGCAUCAAGUCUAAACCCGCGAUCAGCUGGCUCGACAACGACAUCGUUCGCUCCACCUCCAACAUGGGCGGCGGAGGUACCACGGCCCAAGUUCAUCCCGGUCAAUUGACACAACACCUUGUCGACGAAUCUCGCAAAGCCGGUGUCGAGGUUCUGUUUAACUCCCGCGCCUCAAGCUUGCGGUUCCUGAAUGAUCGCAAUGCCAAUGGCAUCGAAGUCAAAGAUACAAAGUCGGGCGAGACAAAGAUGCUCGAUGUCGAUGAUCUUGUCAUUGCCGCAGGACCGUGGACAGGAUCGCUCAUCACUCAGUUGUUCCCGCGCAGCCUGCUACCCGCACACCUUAAGUCGGCAUCAUCCAUCGAUGGUUCUCGAGCUCAUAGCAUAGUCAUCGAAUCUCCCCGCGGCAAGCCCUUGUCAGCUGACUGCCUAUUUACCGACAUGGCGUAUGGCCCAGGUGGUUGCAAAGCAGGCGCUCCCGAGCUUUACUGCCGCCCCGACGGCACAGCAUAUGUUUGCGGCGGCUCCGACGAUGUUCCUCUCCCUGACACAGCAGACGAAGUGAGCUUUGACGAGAAAAAGGUUGCAGCAUUGAUUGAGCAGAGCAAAGUUCUGUCACCCUCUUCGCUCGACGUAGAAUCGGGAGCUACUCUGCGUGCCAAGCAAGCAUGCUAUCUCCCGAUCAGCAACAGGACAGGCAAUCCGAUCAUCGGAGGCAAGGAGGGAGUCUACGUUGCCGCAGGACAUUCUUGCUGGGGCAUUACCAACUCGCUGGGGACCGGCAAAGUCCUGUCCGAGCUCAUCCUUGACGCCAAGGUGCAGAGCGCCAACAUUCGCGGAUUGAUGCCUUGA
Messenger RNA from Ustilago hordei, 1185 nucleotides. RefSeq lists its product as uncharacterized. Gene Ontology annotation, cellular component: late endosome; cytoplasm. Lineage: Eukaryota; Fungi; Basidiomycota; Ustilaginomycetes; Ustilaginales; Ustilaginaceae. The record is from RefSeq and is a predicted model, not a curated record. The transcript has 2 exons. Gene Ontology annotation, molecular function: oxidoreductase activity. Gene Ontology annotation, biological process: retrograde transport, endosome to Golgi. Bases 1 to 1185 code for a protein of 394 amino acids.